UGAGUCAGUGUUGUUGUGUGACAUAGUUGCUUUUUAGUAAUCAGGUGUUUUUUGUACAAUUUUCGUUCAGAUUUUACUCACUUUACAUAUAAUUUCUGGUUUAUGAUUUGUAAUCUUUGUUGUUAAACUUAUUUUUUUAUUAAAAUGAUAGUUUGUAUUUGUUAAAUUUUAUAUUACGUGUUUUUCAUCAAAAAUUGUGCUAGUCAACAUUUGUGAUACGAUCUAAGAAAACAUUAAGGUGUAACCAUGGGUCCUGAAAUCCAACACAAACACGAUAGGAAACUAUCUGAGAGGAAGAACAAAGUGAGACCACUAAAGAUAACUGCAGUUGGUGAUGGUAUGGUUGGUAAAACAUGUAUGCUCAUCACCUACACAACCAAACAGUUUCCCACAGAAUAUGUUCCUACUGUAUUUGAUAAUUUCGCUGACAAUCUCGUUAUUGAUGGACAAGAGUACAAUAUGUGUUUGUGGGAUACAGCAGGCCAAGAAGAUUAUGAAAGACUGAGACCUCUAUCAUAUACAAAUACUGACUGUUUUUUAUUAUGCUUUUCGGUCAGUAGCCGGAGUUCAUUUGAAAAUAUUGCCAGCAAAUGGUAUCCUGAAAUUCAACAUCACUGUCCUAAAGUGCCAGUGAUAUUAAUCGGUACAAAAACUGAUGUAAGACAAAACCAAGAUGGUUGUGUCACUAGUGACGAAGGUAAAAAGAUGAAAAGAAAAAUUGGUGCAGUCAAGUAUCUCGAGUGUUCAGCGUUAGCUAAUGAAGGAUUACAAAACAUAUUCCUAGAAGCUGUCCGAGCUGCCAUUAAAGUACCAAAGAAGAGCCAUUUUUUUCUAAAAUAUUGUUGUAUAUAAGACAAAAUAACUUGAAGUUUAAAAUUGUACAAAGUAAAUAAUUAAUUGGUUUUUAAAACUAAUACCAGAAUGAUAACUAUUAAUUAUUAAAACAGUGUAUUAAAUAAUGUGAUUAUAAAUAAUUAUUUAUUGGAACAAAAUGUGCCAUUGACUUUGAUAGAGUUAAGUUAUUGUUAAAAGUUUUUGUACCGUGUUAUGACCUCGUUAUUAUAAAAUAAGCGAGUUUUCUAUUUCUUUUUUUUUAUUUAAUAAUAUUUAUUAGUAUAUUUUUUUAAGAAGUAUUGUUUGUUAAUUGUACAUUGAACAAAUAUUUGUAAUACACAAGUCAUUUAAGGUUUACACUCACCCAUUAUUUGUGUUAUU
This is a messenger RNA of Daktulosphaira vitifoliae (grape phylloxera), 1215 nucleotides long. Its product is annotated as ras-like GTP-binding protein RhoL. Gene Ontology annotation, biological process: small GTPase-mediated signal transduction. The transcript has 6 exons. Gene Ontology annotation, molecular function: GTPase activity; GTP binding. The record is from RefSeq and is a predicted model, not a curated record. Bases 247 to 852 code for a protein of 201 amino acids. Lineage: Eukaryota; Metazoa; Arthropoda; Insecta; Hemiptera; Phylloxeridae.